Messenger RNA from Penaeus vannamei (Pacific white shrimp), 489 nucleotides. NCBI's taxonomy places the organism in Eukaryota, Metazoa, Arthropoda, Malacostraca, Decapoda, Penaeidae. The record is from RefSeq and is a predicted model, not a curated record.
AUGUGCCAAGAAAAUCAGAACUUUUAUUACAGACUAAUUAAACAAGAUGGAACUUGGGGCGAUCACUAUAAUCCAGAAACUAAGACCCAGUCAAACCAAGGGAAUUACUUUGACUCACCACUUCCCAGAAAGAGACAUAUCACAUCUUCAGCAGGCAAGAUCAUGCUCACAUUCUUUUGGGACCAGCAUGGAGAAGUGAGGCUGGAUUUCCUGGCAAAAAAUAAUACAUUCACAGGAUCUUACUACACUUUACUGCUCCUGAAAUUGCAAGAGGCUAUCAUAACGAAAGAGCAAGGAACAUUGGCCAAAGGUGUUCGCCUCCUACAAGACAAUGUCCCUGUUCACAACUCUCAUGUUGCCCAGAUUGAAAAAUGGUCCUGUGGCUACAUCCUUCCCAAUCCUCCUUAUUCUCUUGACUUUGCAUCAUCUGACUUUCACCUCUUUCUGUUCUUGAAGUCAUUUUUUGAAGGGAAAACGCUACCAAGAUGA